UUAGAUGCUGGAAUACCCCGGAAGCUACCGCGUAGGAUUCGAGAAAUCGAAAGUGAAAUGACUAGCCUCUGGGUGACAUCAACCCCGCUCCACAUCUACCCGGCUCCACGUCUACCCCUCGGCAUGUUCGCUCUGCUCCUUCACAUUCUCGUCGCUGGGACGGCGCUGGCCCAGAAUGGACACACUGGUGUAAACAGAAAGUUGGAAUGCACCUUUCGAGAAGAGAAGCAAAAUGAAGAGGCUCAUAUGUUGGACCACAUGACCGUCUCGAGGAAGGCGUUACUGCUCUUUGGUGGUAUCGAUACCAAUGAGAAAGCAAUUCAUUUUAAAGUAAAAGGCUCCUCUGUGGAUAUUUUCCAAUAUGUAGACGGGAAACACGAGGAAUUGGAAUGCGAAAUCAGCCGGUAUUCCACACACAACCACCAUGUUGACUGGCCCCACCAGGGUGCAGAAUCACCGGGGAAACGAUGGUUCACCAUGACUCUGAAGCACAGACACGGCAAGUUCAUCACAACCAGCUUCAUGAGAGAACUAAAACCACCUGAUGAUGAGGCCAAGGAACAGAUUGAAGCACAGACCGAUGAGGACACUUCACCCAUUGGAAACACGGACACCCUCAUCAUUCAAGUGAAAUACAUUGUCCGCACACGAACUCCAUUGGUCAGAAGCAAAAUGAAGCAAGAUGUCGUCCUGGACUGCGGCUUCAAGAUUGACCACAGGAAGGACUUCUACGUUGACUGGAGGUAUCAGCACAAAGGCGUGAGGAAAAAACUGUUUAUCUACAAUGGGAAGAACCAGCAGACCGAACAGAUUGAGAAGGGAGUUGGAACAUUCUUGGAUCAGAUCGGGGACGGGAACGCAUCCAUCCGCAUAAGAAAUGUGGACAUUAGCAGUGAAGGAUCCUACACCUGCUUGGUGUAUGUCCCUCCACUAUUUGGAACACACACCAUCAAUCUGGAGAUAUGGGAGGCGCCCACAGUGUCCCUGAGCCACAGCUCGCUCUCGUUGAGGGAGGGUGACGAGCAGAAGCUGGCGUGCGGCGCGGAGCGGUACUACCCGCUGGACGUGACGGUGCGCUGGCAGAAGCAGCAGGGCGGGGAGCGCCUUCUGCCCAACUACCUGUCCAACACCGUCUUAUCCCCACACCAGCCGAACAGGGAUGGCACCUUCAACAUGACCAGCUACUUCCGCUUCACCGCCUCCCUCAAGGACAACGGCGUGACGUUUAUUUGUCACGUCGACCACGUCAGCUUGGAGAAGACGAUCAAACGCUACGUCCAUGUAAAAGUGCAAGCACGACCCCAGAUAUUAUUUUAUAUCUUAGUUUUAAUAUUGGUCCUAUUCUUCUGCACUAUUGUGAUCAUCCUACUAAUUCACUUGAAUAAAGUUAUGGACAAAAACAAGAAGAAGCCGUACUGAGCCCAGGGAAGAGCACUCCAGGCAGGAUGCAGCUGCUGAGGUGUCCUUGGAACAUGUUCCAGUGCCUUCUCGCCAAUGAACCUCUUCAAAACCCUUGGCUGUCGGUAAAUGCAUGGAGAUUGGACGCACCGGCAACCCACAUGGACCCAUUGAGGCAAAUCACCCAGUUAUUUGUUUACCGGGGGAGGAAUAUUGACCAGGACACCAGACCCACUCAUUGGGGCUUCACAUCCACUCGACCCCCCCAGUGAAAUGGAAAGUGGAGCCUCCAUUUAAAGUUCCACCCAAUGGGCAUUUAAUGAGGAUUCUUACUGACGGUGUCUUGAAGUGAACCUGAACCUACAACCUUCCGAAUUUGAGGCAGCAGCUUUAGCCAUGGAGUCAUAGAGAGACGCACCGACCAAGUCCAACCCGUCCAUACCAGUUCUAUGCCAUCCCAAUUGUUGAUUGGUGGCUAGUGCAGACUUGGUGGGCCGAAGGGCCUGUUUCCAUGGUGAAUAUCUGAGCUAAAGUCUAAGGUUUUCCUGUCUUUCACUGUUAUCCUGGUUUCACAGUCCCGUAUCCCUUUGCCGUCACCUCUCCCACAGCCAACAAUGGACCAUUGUGGGCUCCACCUCUCCUUGAUCAUCGGUGCCGGGCAGCUCUGAUUUGUUCUUUUCAUGCCUUUCAUUCAUUUGUUCUUUGCUCCUUUUUCAUACCGCUCGUCUCCCUCUCCCCUGACUCUCAGUGGGAAGAAGGAUCUCGACCCGAGACGUCACCUAUUCCUUUUCUCCAGAGAUGCUGCCUGACCCGCUGAGUAAUUCCAGUAUUUUGUGUCUUAUCUUCUUGCCUUAGUUGGCUGCAGUACUUAGACCAAGGUGAGGAAAGAAAUGUGUUGCUUUUAUUGCAAUUAAAAAAAAACCUGAUCCCAUUUUCGAAGCAGAGCCUAGAUACCAAUGGAUAUUACUUUAUUCCAAGGUUUCCUAAGGUGAAGUGCAUUUGCAGGUUGGUAUCUGGAUUGUGUGACACAGAGGUGGCUGGGGUUUGAUUUCUUAAAGAGGAGAUCUGGAAGUUCAUCUUCCAAAGGUAUUGGCCAUGGCUCAUUGGGUAGUGCUCUAACCCCUCGGCCUCCGGGUGUCCCCAAGACAUGCGGGUUUGUAGGUUUAAUUGGCCUCCAUAAAAUUGGCCCUUGUGUGUAAGUUCAUAAGACGUGGGUGCAGAAUGAGUCCAUUUGGCCCAUCAAGUCUACUCCACCAUUCAAUCAUGGCUGAUCUAUCUCUCCCUCUCAACCCCAUUCUCUGACUUUUCCACAUAACCUUUGACGCCCGUACUAAUCAAGAAAACUCUCCAUCGCCGCUUUAAAAAUACCCAAAGGCCUCCUCAGCAUCUGGCAAUGAAUUCCACAGAUUCACCACCCUCUGACUAAAGAAAUUCCUCCUCAUCUCCUUUCUAAAGCUACGUCCUUUUAUACUGAUGCUAUGGCCUCUGGUCCUAGACUCUCCCGCUAGUGGGAACAUCCUCUCCACAUCCACUCCAUCCAUGCUUUUUUACUCUUUGGUAAGUUUCAAUGAGGUCCCUCCCCCCCUCAUUCUUCUAAACUCCAGCGAGUACAGGCCCAGUCCUGUCAAACGCUCAUCACCCAUCCUUUUUCUCUAGAGAUGCUGCAUAACCCACUGAGUUACUCCAGCACUUUGUGUCUUAUCUUCGGUGUUAACCAGCACCUGCAGUUCCCCCUUAGAGACAAAACCGUUCCUAGUUCAUAGUUUAGUUUGUACUGUUGCAGUGGUUGGGGAAGAAGCAGCUCUUGGACCUGGAGGUCCACAGAUUCACCACCCUCUGACUGAAGAAAUUCCACCUCAUCUCCUUUCUAAAGAUAAGUGCAGGGAGUGGAUGAGAAAGUGGGAUAACAUAGAACUAGAGGGAAUGGUUGAUCCGUGGUCGGCGCGGGCUCAGUGGGCUGAUGAGCCUGUUUCCGUUCUGUAUUUCUAAACUAAACUAUUUAGGGCAUUAAACUGGACUUGAUUAUUUCUAGCGGGACGGUGGUGUAGCGGUAGAGUUGCUGUCUUACGGCGCCAGAGACCCGGGUUCAAUCCUGACUUACGGGUGCUAUCUGUGUGGAGUUUGUACGUUCUCCCCGUGACCUGCGUGGGUUUUCCCCGGCUGGUCCAGUUUCCUCCCGCACUACAAAGACU
This is a messenger RNA of Leucoraja erinaceus (little skate), 3590 nucleotides long. It is a transcript of the gene dhrs13b.2, whose product is annotated as dehydrogenase/reductase (SDR family) member 13b.2. The transcript has 8 exons. The record is from RefSeq and is a predicted model, not a curated record. The coding region runs from base 58 to 1419 and encodes 453 amino acids. Lineage: Eukaryota; Metazoa; Chordata; Chondrichthyes; Rajiformes; Rajidae.